Hemicordylus capensis (graceful crag lizard) is the source of this 2798-nucleotide messenger RNA. RefSeq names its product homeobox D13 (gene HOXD13). The transcript is spliced from 2 exons. Lineage: Eukaryota; Metazoa; Chordata; Lepidosauria; Squamata; Cordylidae. Bases 224 to 1294 code for a protein of 356 amino acids. Gene Ontology annotation, molecular function: DNA-binding transcription factor activity, RNA polymerase II-specific; RNA polymerase II cis-regulatory region sequence-specific DNA binding. Gene Ontology annotation, biological process: regulation of transcription by RNA polymerase II. The record is from RefSeq and is a predicted model, not a curated record.
UCCGCCGCUCCGCUCCGUCCCUUGCUCGGCCGCUCCGUCGCGCCUCCGCCUCGCCCGCCAUGAGCGCCUCCGGGCCGCCGCUGGGCCAAGCCGGGGAGGAGAAGAAGAAGGAGGGGGAGGCGGAGGAGCGCCCCCAGCAGCAGCACCAGCAGCACCAGCAGCAGCCCCGCCGGCGACAGCAGCAGCAGCAGCAGCAGGAGUGGGGCUGCUUUGCGCGGGAAGCAUGAGCCGAGCGGCCGGGGGCUGGGAGAUGGAGGCGCUGCGGGCCGAGGCGGCCGCAGGAGCGGGAGGCGGCGGGAGCGGGCAGUGCCGCCACUUUCUGCCGCCGUCGGUCUUCGGGGCGGCGUCGGGGCGGCCGGCGGGCUCCAGCGCCUCGUCCCCUGGAGCCUUCGCCUACGAGCGCCCUUCGGGGGCUGGGGCGGCAGCACGCUCCUCAUCCUCCUCGUCGGAGGCGGCCCCGGCCAAGGAGUGCUCGGGCACCGCGGCGCUGCCCCCCUCGGCCCCCAGCAGCAGCAGCAGCAGCAGCGCCGCCGCCGCAGCCGCCGCGGCCGCCGCUCUGGGCUACCACCCGGGCUACCACCCCUUCGGCAACGGCUACUACAGCUGCCGGAUGGCCCACGGCGUGGGGCUGCAGCAGAACGCCGCCCUCAAGGCCUCGCCGCACGCCGCCGCCUUCCCGGUGGAGAAGUACAUGGACGUGGCCAGCCUGGCCGGCCCCAGCGUGCCCUCGGGCGGAGGCGGCGGCGGCGGCGUCAGCAGCAGCAGCAGCAGCGAGGUCUCGGCCCGCGCCAAGGAGGUCUCCUUCUACCAGGGUUACGCCGCCGCUGCCGCCGCCGCGGGCGGCCCCUACCAGCACGUGCCCGCCGGCUACCUGGACAUGGUCUCCACCUUCGGCUCGGGGGCCGGGGAGCCAAGGCACGAGACCUACAUCUCCAUGGAGGGCUACCAGUCCUGGACGCUGGCCAACGGCUGGAACGGGCAGGUGUACUGCGCCAAAGACCAGGCCCAGGGGGGCUCCCACUUCUGGAAGGCCUCCUUCCCAGGGGACGUUGCACUAAACCAACCGGACAUGUGUGUCUACCGGCGGGGGAGGAAGAAGCGAGUGCCUUACACGAAGCUGCAGCUGAAGGAGCUGGAGAGCGAGUACGCCCUGAACAAGUUCAUCAACAAGGACAAGCGGCGGAGGAUCUCGGCGGCCACCAACCUCUCGGAAAGACAAGUCACCAUCUGGUUUCAGAACCGCAGAGUCAAGGACAAGAAAAUCGUCUCCAAGCUGAAGGACAAUGUCUCCUGAUCCGGGCCCCCCCAAGGCCUGGGGAGACUCGUGGCAACUCGCCACCCACGGUCGGCUCCAAGGACUUUUGGAAAGACUUGAAAAUCUAUUUAAGAUGUCGCCCAGUGACGGGCGGUGAAUUUUGUGAAGCGUGUUUCGCGAAGAGGCUGAUAAUUUCUUCUCGGAUUGAAUUGAAUGCUGCAGGUCUUCCCCUUUCAGUUUUUAACUCCCUUUCCUUCAUUGUAUUUUGGUAGGUUCUGGUUUUUCUUCUUCUUUUUCUCCCCCCGCCCCCACCCCAGGCCAGUGUACUGUGGAACAAUUAGCAGUCAUUAACUUCUUAGAACUGUAAACUUGUCUAAGACAACCUAGGUGCUAAAAUGUGGUAUAUCUGUAGCUAUACAUAUUUUCCUACCACCAACCACCCGAAUUUGACUAAGGAUCCGAAGACAGUAAUUUGUACAAUGUAUGAUGACGUCAUUGCCAAGCAAAAGUCUGGUUUUCCAAGGUAAAUGAAGUUGCGGGUUGUCGCAACCUCUCUGUUACGGCGAGGUGAAAUACUCCGAUGGACUCCUCCGGCCACCCCCUCCCAAAGCGAUUCCAGGGAGCCUCGUCUUGAUCCCAGAGGGUCCAGCUUCCUGAGGUCUGCCACUCCAGCCCUAAGCACAGGCACUUGGAAAUAUGCUCUGCUGACCAUGGGUAGGGCUUACUUCCAAGGAAGCCUGUUUAGAAUCCCGGGGGCGCUCACAUUGGCAUGUCCCGAUCUUUUUCUCUUUCUUUUUUGGAAAGGCUAUUUCAGAGUGGCAUUGCAAUUAAGUUGCCUGCACCCCACAUUUCUGAUGGGUAUUAGUUUGUCCUCUUUUAUGUACCGUCGCAUGGAUCCGUCUUCCUUGUAGAAAUUCGGGGCACGAUCUGGCCAAAGUUAAGGCUGAGGAGGAGGAGCCUAUGUAUGUUUACUCGGAAGUAAUUCCCACUGAGUUCAAUGUGAUUUAUUCCAAGUAAGUAUACAUAGUACUACACGCUAAGCACGCUCUCGCCUUUCUUCCUUUGAGAUCAAUGGGAUUGUUGAAGCUCCUUUUGGCUGGAUUGUGCCCCCAGUGUUUAUGCUUAUUGCAACACACACAACGGCAGCCGAAGCGUCACACUUUGGUCUAUGAAUAAGCCCUUUUUAUGACUGUUGUACUAAGGGUCAGGGCACCGAACAUUAAGCUAGUAACCUAGUAAAGAAAAGAAAAAAUACCCACAGUGGCCUGGGCUUUCAGAGGUUUAAGCCGAUCGUGCCUAUCUCUUUAGUUGUAUAAAGGUGUGUAUAAAUCGAUGUGUAUUUUUAUAUAAAUAUUGGAUGCCCUGUGAUUCUCUUUGUCUGUCUCCAACACGAUGGAAAGUGCCUUAGUUAACCCUUCCUGACAUUGGAUAACUUCUGCUCAAAGGAGUGCGCGUUGUUGAUCGCUUUUAAGUUACGAAAUGAAACGGGUGUUAGUGAAAGAAGCAAUAAAUCCCCUCCACAAAAAGUCCCAUGUUAACUAGC